Molecule: messenger RNA, 377 nt
Organism: Frieseomelitta varia
Lineage: Eukaryota; Metazoa; Arthropoda; Insecta; Hymenoptera; Apidae
Exons: 4
Coding region: 1-330 (109 amino acids)
Source: RefSeq, a predicted model, not a curated record
AUGGCGAGACGGCUUUAUAAAUGUCUCGUCGAUUACACGCCUAUCGGGCCUGUUCACGAGCAAGAUUAUGUAUGUACACUGGUAUUUUUGCAACAUCAAAUUUCUUACAAUAGCAAUGAAAAUUCCUAUUCUAAACUGAUAGAAAGCAGUUUCUCUUUGACGCGUCGAGGUAUUAAUAGCAUUACCUUCGAAGGCCGGCAUUUCCUCCCAGCGGCAAUGUCAGAUUACGUAAGCCCUCCACAAGAUCGAGAUACAAGUCGCAUUGUUAAUUCCCGGCGAACCUGGAGAGCUUCCAUUAAUCAACGGUCCAUUCAACGGUAUAACCAAUGAGGUAUCGACGGGACACCAUAAAUCGUUACAUCGACACUGUGAGACCA